Messenger RNA from Trichomonas vaginalis G3, 1022 nucleotides. Its product is annotated as protein of unknown function, DUF4106 family. NCBI's taxonomy places the organism in Eukaryota, Parabasalia, Trichomonadida, Trichomonadidae. The transcript has a single exon. The annotation marks the transcript as partial. The record is from RefSeq and is a predicted model, not a curated record.
AUGGAACAAGAUGUCAUAAAUUUGAAAAACCAUACUACUCGAUAUAAAGUACUGAAAGAUGAAGAGAUAAAACAAAAAGCCCUGAAGACAUAUAUGGAUAGCGAUGAGUAUAAAAAAGAAGUUGAAGCAAAUGUAAAGGCAGAAAAACUUUUACAGUUGCAAAACCAAACCGUACAGUAUGAAAACUUAGCACAAGAAAGUAAAAAUAACGACGCGGCUAUGCAAAAGGCAAUGAAAAGCGCAGAAUAUAUAAAAGCUAACAAUGACUGGUUAGAUGCCCAAGCCAACGCUAAAGCAGCCCAACUUAUAGGGUCAAUAAGGACAAAAAUACAAGCGGAUGAAGACAGUUCAAAUGAAGCUUUAAUGAAUGCUGACUUUAAGAACGCCUUCGAAGCUCUUCAUAGUAAGGUGAAACAAGUGAACGACUUCUCAUCUGGAAAGAAACUGAAGUCUGAAGGUUUCGACAAAGAGUUAAGAGAAGUAGCACAAAAUAUGACGAAAAUAACAGAUGCAGCAACGAGACAGGCAGUUCAAAGUGCCUAUGACGCCGUUAGAGCAACUGUUGUGAAAAGUCAAGAAAAAGAGUUACAACAGACCAAAACAGACCUAGUAAAUGCUUUCUUAAAAACGAAAAGUCAGGUAGGACACUAUGCUGCAGAUGGAACAUAUGUGCCAGCUGGUGGAACUUAUAUACCACCAAACCCUCCAAGAGAAGCACCUGCACCAGGACUACCUAAAACAUUUACAUCGUCACAUGGACAUAGACACAGGCAUGCACCAAAACCAACACAACAACCAACAGUUCAAAAUCCAACACAACAACCACCUCCACAACCAGCACAACAACAACAACAACCAGCACAGCAACCACCUCCACAACCAGCACAACAACCACAAACAGAGCAAGGACAUAAAAGAAGUAGAGAACAAGGAAACCAAGAAUUCUUAAAAAUGCUUAAAGAAGAGUGUGGUUUCCCAGAUACUAUUGACUUUAGUGACAGAUAUAAAGAAGCUAUUGGAAA